Molecule: messenger RNA, 1757 nt
Organism: Talaromyces stipitatus ATCC 10500
Lineage: Eukaryota; Fungi; Ascomycota; Eurotiomycetes; Eurotiales; Trichocomaceae
Exons: 5
Coding region: 21-1757 (578 amino acids)
Source: RefSeq, a predicted model, not a curated record
AAUUCACAACUCCUCUAUUCAUGUCUUCUCCAGAGCUUACAGCCACGAUGGGACCUUUCUCAUGUGCUAAUCAACAACAAGGAGGGCAAUCCGGAUGCUCCAAAACAGGGACUGAAACUUGUUCUGCUUGUAAGCUGGUGCUGUACUGCAGCAAAUCAUGCCGGGAAGCACACUGGCCCAUCCAUAAGCUAGAUUGCACAAACCACAUUCGCAAGUCCUCUUGGAAACCAGCAUGGGAAAUUGAGCGGCGUAAGCCUGCAUUCAUCAAUGAUUUGGAUGAUAGCGGCACUGCAAGCAUGGCCAUACAUGGUGCUAACAAGUAUUUGUGGGGGAAUGUACCUGCAAUCGACUUGCUUCAGUUGAAAGAGAAUGAAGGCAGCAACACAAAUCAAGAUCUCUGUCUGCUUUUCGCUGCCUCUGGAGAUCCCAGAAACUUCAUCAAAACGAUUGCUUCCCUAUCCGGUGAAUACCAGGGAUAUAUCCACGUCGAUAUCAACGAUAGAGACGAGACCGUCGUUGCGCGAAAUGUUUUGAUGAUCCUGAUUGCGCUCAAUUUCCCCCCUGAAACUGCCAGUGACAUGAUCAUUCAUAUCUGGUACUCUGCGUUUCUGACCGAAUCGAUUGCUCAGUCAAUCAAGAAUACCAUCCUUCCAAUCAUCCAAGACGUUUUGAACUCGAACAUAGUGAAACCUGGCGCAUCUUCAAGUGCUCUCUGGACGUACGGCGAAACCAAACUAAGUGUCGAGCUUGAUGGGAAGGUCUGGAACCUACUGCUUGCAUAUUGCAACGGAAAUCAUUAUAUCUCCUUUGAGCAUGCGGCAGAUUUGAGGAGAUCAGUGACCAUGGUUCUCAGUCGGAUUGACUAUCUCGACAGAGCCAUGUUCCUCCUUCCCCCUUCAUGGCGUGUUGCGAAAAUCAAGUUCCGGACAGACGGCCUGCUUUUACCGUUUGGGGCAGCACGCGGCGAUUUCAACGUGCCAAAUCCGACGUUUUUCCACAGCCAGACUUCGUGGCCAAUGACGGACUUUGCUGACCCCCUUCAUGGAUGGGAGCUCCGCGAUGUGCUGCAGGAGGCUUAUUCUGCAAAAGAUGACAUUUACGGACUCCUAUACAUGCAUAUUCGACAACACUUGGUCAAAUUCUGCAAGAGACUCUCCGCGUUGUGGUUAAGUAUGUCUCUGUUUUGUAUGGAUGCGUUGGUCCUACCUACCCGAAUCGUGGAAAUUGAUGACGAGCGCCGUUAUGAUCGUAUCGAUGUCGCCAAUAUCACCAACCUCGCCUCCUUGGGUCUUCCACGUACCAUUAGCCUUUACGGACCACUCCUUCAACACCCAUCACUUAACCCAAAAGCGACACUACUCACAUUCUUCCUCAACACCGCGACUGAAAUGUCAACCAUUCAGGAAAGGGAGGAAUCCAAGAAAAAGACAGACAAGAUACUGCGCGAAUUCCUACCACUCAACCCAUACGGGCCACUGCGCGGUGAGGAAUACAAGCGCAGUGCCGAAUUUUUGAAUUUUGGCCAUUCUCGCAGUCUGUUGUUUGAUUUGGAGCCAGCUUUUGAACGAUACAUGAAGCGUUGGCGGUUCUUGGAGAUUGGGAAGAUGUCUCAUCUUGAGAUGAAAGCGAGACAUACGAUUAUCGACAAGUGGCCUAUGAGGUUGUCGAAGCGUCCUACAAAGCGGGAGUUUGAGUUGCUUCGUUGGUCUGGACAUGAUGGGUCGGAGAGAUAUGUUGAAUGGAGAAGGGUUUUGUGA